Arachis duranensis is the source of this 1539-nucleotide messenger RNA. RefSeq names its product wall-associated receptor kinase 5-like. NCBI's taxonomy places the organism in Eukaryota, Viridiplantae, Streptophyta, Magnoliopsida, Fabales, Fabaceae. Gene Ontology annotation, cellular component: plasma membrane. Gene Ontology annotation, molecular function: polysaccharide binding; ATP binding; protein serine/threonine kinase activity. Bases 1 to 1539 code for a protein of 512 amino acids. The record is from RefSeq and is a predicted model, not a curated record. Gene Ontology annotation, biological process: cell surface receptor signaling pathway; protein phosphorylation. The transcript is spliced from 2 exons.
AUGGGAGUGAAGGGCAUGUUAUUUGUUAUUGUUGCCUUGGUCCUUGUAGAAGUAGAAGUAGAAGUAGUAGCUAUAGAUGAUAUUGACAGUACUCAAAUAGCUCUUCAUGGGUGCCAAAGGAAUUGUGGAGAUGUUCAAAUUCCGUAUCCAUUUGGCAUAGGAAAAACCGAAAACGGUACUACCUGUUUCUUAGACAAACCAUUUAAUCUUACUUGCAACAGUAGUAGUUCCAGUUUAACAUCGGGCAAUGUCCAAGUUAUAAACAUCAACAUCUCCCAAGGUCAAUCAGAUAUGUUGAUUUUUGUCUCCAAAUAUUGUUAUAAUAGUAGCUAUGGUAACAACGCUGUAAGUAGCCAACCCAGCGGGCUCAUAAGUAGUUCUUCUUUCACCAUUUCGAGCAAAGACAACAAGUUCAUAAGUGUUGGCUGCGAUACUUACGGCUAUCUUAAUAGCUUCUACAACAACAAUGCAGGUUAUUCAACAGGGUGCUUAACAAGAUGUUAUGGCAACACUAAGGAAAUCAAGGAUGGAGAUUGUUCCGGUAUUGGGGGAGGUUUCGGCACAGUUUUCAAAGGAGUUCUAGAGAAUAACACAAUUGUUGCUAUCAAGAAGUCCAGAAUAGUUGAUGCUGACCAAGUUGAUCAAUUCAUCCACGAGGUUAUCGUUUUGUCCCAAGUUAACCACAGAAAUGUGGUGAAGCUUUUGGGUUGUUGUUUAGAAACAGAAGUCCCUCUUCUUGUCUAUGAGUUUGUAAGGAAUGGCACACUUUUCGAUUUCAUCCAUAAUGAAAACAAGAGAAAUCAUUUCAAUUGGGAAAAUCGUCUCAGAAUUGCAACAGAGACAGUCGGAGCUUUAUCAUAUCUUCAUUCAUCUGCUUCCAUUCCAAUUGUCCACAGAGAUGUUAAGAGUACUAACAUUCUCUUAGACGAAGAUUACACUGCCAAAGUCUCUGACUUUGGAGCUUCAAAAUUUGUUCCAUUGAAUCAAAAUACAUUAGCUACAGUGGUGCAAGGAACUUUUGGUUACUUGGAUCCAGAAUACAUGCAAACUUGCCAACUAACUGAAAAAAGUGAUGUGUAUAGCUUUGGUGUUGUGCUCGCUGAGCUUCUUACGGGAAAGAAACCUCUUAUGUUUGAGAAGUCGGAAGAGAAAACAAAUCUUGCUAUGUACUUGACAUCUUGCCUGGAAGAGGAUCGCUUGUUUGAAGCUCUUCAAGUUGGAAUCUUGAACGAAGAAAAUAAACAAGAGAUUGUGGAAGUUGCUAUUGUUGCAGCAAAGUGUUUGAGACUUAAAGGCGAAGAAAGGCCAAGCAUGAAGGAAGUGGCAAUGGAAUUAGAGGGAAUAAGGUUAAUGUCAAAGUCCCACUGGGUUAAUAAUGCAGACAAGAAUUUUGAAGAGAUCCAGCACUUGCUUCCAGUGUCAUCAUCGUCAGAAAAAUAUGAGCAUGGUGAUAGCAGCAGUGGCAGUCAUCAAAAUACCAAAUAUGAUAGUAUCAUCAGGGAUCAAGAAGUGCUAAUUGCCUUGCCAAGUGGAAGGUGA